AACCAAUCAAAAAAUUGCCAGACGACCUCGAAGAAUCCAUUGGUAUAUGCUAACAAUACGAGAGCGAAAGACAGAGGUUAUCUGCUUCUACAUUCGAUCCACCAGCUCGGAUAUAUACUCAUACUGAUUCGUUUGGCGGAUUUUACAAAUGGGUAUAGCUGAGUUGGCUCGUGCCAUUGAUUGGCAACAGGAAUCGUAUGCUCAAUAUGAAGAUUUCGCAGUUCUUCCCCUGUUUGUCAUCUUCUUCCCAUGUGUUCGCUUUUUCCUGGACAGAUUUGUUUUUGAGAAUUUGGGAAGAUGGUUAAUAUUUGGAAAGGGGCAGCAGAUGCUGGCUGUUGAGACGGAUGAGAGAAGAAAGAAGAUUAGGAAAUUCAAGGAAUCAGCUUGGAAAUGUGUUUAUUAUCUGUCGGCUGAGAUUCUAGCACUUGCUGUGACUUAUGAUGAGCCUUGGUUUUCUAAAACAAAAUAUUUUUGGGUAGGGCCCGAAGAUCAAGUCUGGCCUGACCAGAAAUACAAGUUGAAAUUGAAGGGACUCUACAUGUAUACCGGUGGAUUCUACACAUACUCCAUAUUUGCUCUAAUUUUUUGGGAAACAAGGCGUUCUGACUUUGGGGUGUCAAUGGGUCAUCAUGUCGCGACUGCCAUUCUCAUUGUGUUAUCUUACAUAUUCAGGUUUGGACGUGUUGGUUCAGUUGUUUUGGCUCUUCACGAUGCUAGCGAUGUAUUUCUCGAAGCAGGCAAGAUGUCCAAAUACGGUGGUGCUGAAGCUCUUGCUAGCUUUUCAUUUAUUCUUUUUGUAUUGUCGUGGAUCCUACUUCGCCUCAUUUAUUAUCCAUUUUGGGUCCUCUGGAGUACAAGUUACGAAGUUAUUCAGACCUUAGACAAGGACAAGCAUAAAGUUGAUGGGCCCAUCUACUACUACGUGUUCAAUUCUCUUCUUUUUUGCUUGCUUGUUCUUCACAUUUAUUGGUGGGUGUUGAUGUACCGGAUGCUUGUCAAACAAAUUCAAGCAAGAGGCCAACUUAGUGACGAUGUUCGAUCAGGUAAGUGAAAACAAGCUAUUUAGAUGGUUUUGUAAUGUGAACAUGUGCAUGUGCAUGGUUGCAAUCUGCAACUAAUAAACAAAAAAAGAGUUCAGACAAUAUUUUCCGCAAGAGAGAAUUUGAAGAUUGCAGUUGAUAUUGCCUGGAGAAUGGGGAGUGGGGGAGGAUUGAUAUUUCUUUUUCACUCACUAUUUUGGAAUUUCACCAUGUGACUAAUUGGAGGUAGGAUGGGUAUUGGAUCCAGUUUUGUGACCCAAUUGUGCUCACCCUAGUACGAUGGCUAUUGUGAUACAAGAGACUGGAGUAAGAGCAAGAAUAGGGUAAACUAGACACCUAAGAUGGGUUUAAAUUGGUCUUGGGAUUAGGGAAAGCUACCACACUAAUCCAAAAAUGGUGAGCAUUGGGCCAACCAGACUAUGGUGCUGCCCUGGCCUCAACAGAAGGACUUGAGUAUUUCCCACAUCGACUUUGAGUGAGGCCAACCAAUAUCCAUAAUUCCAACCCAUAUUCUCCACACUCAGCAUGUGAAACAAGCUAAAAUACUUGGAAUGUUCAAUUUAUGUUGAACUCGCGUGUGUUGAUCAUUGUAAUGGUGCCACAUGUUGAUGAGUACAGGGAACUCACAUUUGUUGACCCUUCUAGUAUGCUAUGCAUUGUACUCCUCUAACUCUGCCUCACCCGAGUUUUCGUAGAUCCUGAACCCACCUUGGCCUUCACUUUUUGGGAUUCUGACCUUUCUUGUCUGCUCCAAAGCAAGUUGGGGAAAGAGUUCCCAUCCUAAACUCAAUCUUUUGCAUUCCUUAGAGGCUGGGGAGGGAUUGGUUGGGGCACUUGUUAGGCCUCUGCCACUGACUUAUUUACUUGUUCAAUUAUUUUUCUUAUGAAAUGAACCAGGAUUCCUGAUCUAAUUUGCUUUAUUCUAGAAGAAUCAAGUUCUGGAAUACGAAUUGAGGGACAUAAUUUUCAUCAAACUCCCAACUGGUUGGCCCUUGAUGAUGAAGUAUUUAACUCCAACAUACAGAUAUUUACUUUUACACAGGGAUCUGCAUGUCUUGUUUCGAAUUUUGAACCUGCACUGAGCUGGUUUAGGUAUAAUGGAUUUACUCUGGAUGCAAGUAGAAUCAUAGAUCAGAUGAAAAAUUGCCUGACCUGAUUGAUGACACUUUAGCUUGGUCGGCUGUAUUUAAAGCCACUAGAUGCCUCCUUUUACUAUGCCUCGUUUCUCGUUCAUGAUCUUUAAAUUGACUUAUUACCUUUUGUAGAUUCUGAAGGUGAAGACGAACAUGAAGAUUGAUCAUAUUGCAUUCACUGCUCGAUUCGCAUUAAGAUAAGAAGCAGUUGAGGAUUACACGACAUAUUGGUUUCCAAGUGAAACACUUACGAUCAGAUGCAUUCCCUUGCCGUCGGAAGGACAUGUAUAUUGAUUUCAGAUUGGUUAAGGUAGCAGGUCGAAGUGGUAGCUAGUGGACAGGACCUUGAUUUGUGAUUGUCAAUUCCUGCUGGCUUAAGGAUGAUUUUGUUCAAUGCUUUGCCAGAAAGGUCCAUCAUAGCUUUGAACUUGUGACAAUUCACUAAAUGUGAACCUGCUGUCAUUAGCAGUGAGGGUUUGCCCAAGUAAUCUUGGUGUAAGCCAAUUUAUUGGAUUUCUAGUAGUAGUUAUGGUUUCAAGUGUCCAUGAAUAAUCAGAUUUUUUAGUCUCUUGGCUACUUCUGGAUUUGCUGUUGAUCAUUUCCUUAACACUUUGAAGGCAUACUAUUUUCCAUUGUGAGUCCAUAUUAACUUCAAUCUGAC
Ilex paraguariensis (yerba mate) is the source of this 2834-nucleotide messenger RNA. NCBI's taxonomy places the organism in Eukaryota, Viridiplantae, Streptophyta, Magnoliopsida, Aquifoliales, Aquifoliaceae. The record is from the annotation of a GenBank genome assembly.